AUGGAAAAGAGUGUCAAAUGCUGCUGCGGAAAUCCUGUGUACGCGAACGUCGGCGUCCUCGGCCACAUCGACAGUGGCAAGACGUCUCUUGUUCGCGUCUUGACGGCCGUCCGCAGCACGGCGUCCCUCGAUAAACACCCUCAGAGCCAGGAGAGAGGAAUCACGAUUGACCUCGGUUUUUCCGCAUUCACUUUGAACCUUGAUACAAGCUGCCCAUCAAGCAACUGCUCUGCCGGCUCUGCCGGGCAGGCGGUGCGACAAGCCACGCCAGGAGAGAAGGGAAAGGGCAGCUGUUUCCUCAAACGAGACGAUGAAGAAGCAAACACAGCUUCUCCAGCAACUGGGGCUUCCUCACACUGUCCUUGCCCUUGCACCGCUGACGCACGCGAACCGUUUCCACGGUGUACGUACACCGAAGAAGAAACCGUCUACGCUAGCGGCGUAGUGUCAGGGAAGAAUGACAGGGAAACGCCUGUUCAGAUUUGUCUUGUGGACUGCCCCGGGCACGCGUCCUUGAUUCGGACGAUUAUUGGAGGUGCACAGAUCAUUGACGUCGUCCUCUUAGUGAUUGAUGCAACAAAAGGCAUCCAAACGCAAACCGCAGAGUGCCUGGUGGUAGCCGAGCUCCUUGCGCGGCACCUGAUCGUCGUCUUGAACAAAAUCGACCUGUUUCCCGAAGCUACGCGCGCCAAGAAGGUCGCCGCAGUAACGACAAAGCUCCGGGCGGUCUUCGCACAGACUGUCUUCGGCGCAGAUGUGCCUAUAGUGGCUGUUGCCGCAAAUCCGGACGCGAUCCAGGACCCCUCGAACCUGCAGCCAGCGUGGAACGUCGAGGCGGUCGCGGACGCGCUGGCGGCUGUCUUGACCGCCUCCGAUGCCUCGCCUGCGCCGGCGGCUACGCGGCCCUCGCGGCUCGUGGACCGAAUGCGCGCGCAGCAACGGUGUUGGGCCUGCCGCUGCUGCCAGACGGCGCCGGCGUCUCUAGCACCCUCCGCCGGGGCCUUCUACCUCGUGUUCGACCACUGCUUCGCCCUCAAAGGAAAAGGGACAGUUCUGACGGGGACUGUGCUGUGUGGGCGCGUGAGCGUCGGCGACGCGGUCGUCGUGCUGAGCGCGGCUCCAGGGGCCGGCGCGCCCGUCGCCACAAAGGUGCGCAGCUUGCAGACGUUUCGAAAAAGCGUGGAGUCUGCGAGAAGAGGUCAAAGAGUGGCGCUGUGCGUCACGGCGGUAGACGCCUCUAGUCUGGAACGCGGCGCAGUGUGCGACCCGCAGCACGCCCCUCCUGUCGUGGACGGCUGCAUUGCCGUUGUCGACCGCAUUCGAUUUUAUAAGCCAAAUAUCGUCACGGGCGCGAAAUUUCACUGCACAGUAGGCCACACCACAACCAUGUGCACGGUGCACUUUUUCGGGGCGUUUUCCAGCGACCAGCGAGGAGGUGCGAACGCCGGCGGAGCGCCACUGGCAUCGAGUCCCGCAGCGGGAAAAUCGGCCGCGAGUGCGUCCAGCUUGAAUGUGGGAAGACUCGUUCGUAGUUGGGAGAAAGGAAGCGACGCGGCAGGGCUGGUCAAAGAGUGGCCUGCGACGCUGGACCUCGGUGCGGUGUAUCGACACCUGGAGGAGCUGACCCUCAGGCAGGGGGGAGCGAUGCCCCAUUCUCAGUCGGCUGGCAAAGGGGAAAGGCUCUCUGGACAGCCUAGGAGCGCAGGAUCGGCACUUGCCGAUGGAGAGACCGAAAAAGAGAAGCCUGUGCACCAGUUCGCGAUUCUUGCUUUCGAAAAGCCGAUCAUAGUACCUCCGCGCAGUCUCUUCAUCUGCUCGAAGCUCGAUAUGGAUAUUAGCUCCCCUAUGUGCAGACUAGCCUUUUUCGGGCAGAUGCUGAUGCCGCUUAACGUUGCCCUGCCUCCUGUCUCGGCUACCUGUGCCGCGUCCGGGCAGCGCUCGAGCCAACCAGCCAAGAAGACACUCGGCGGCAGCUCUGCAGCCUCGCACAGCGCAAUGGGGGGAGGCAUGCACUCAGUUCUCACCCAUCCUACGGUAGUCGGUUUGCCGAUUUACAAGUGGAAGCACAAAGUGGGAACUGUGGAGCGGCUCGUUUUCGAUCCGCCGUGCCGCUGCAGCGAGAAAGGAGCAGCCGAAAAUCAGGUGGGCAAAUGCACAGCACAGUCGCUGAUUGGCCGCGGCUUGUUCAAGUCGGCGCAGCACGUCUCGCGGUUUCUAGGUUUCCGCGUCACAUUGAACACGCACGGAGAUGCCGAGAUGCAAACAGAAGACACAGAUGGCGGAACACAGAAGAAAGGAGGAUCUCCGGACACGCAAGCAGCAACGAAGACAGCCAGGCACACUUCAGCGCCGAGCAACGAAGGAUACACAAAGAGUGGGGUGCCGGGGCGGACAGAUGAGGGGGACGGGCCAGCAGGAGAGCAAUUUGAAGGCCGCAUCGAGAAGGCUUUUGGAAGCAAAGGGAAAUUUGUCGUUGAGCUCGACACGCCCGUCACAUGUUCGGCAGUCCCCGCACAUGCGAAAGGGCAAACGAGCAAGUCGCCAGGAUUUUGGAUCCAUCUCGACUACCAGAAAAAAAUAUACGACAAAGCAGCAGGCUUUUCCCAAGCCUAG
Molecule: messenger RNA, 2613 nt
Organism: Besnoitia besnoiti
Lineage: Eukaryota; Apicomplexa; Conoidasida; Eucoccidiorida; Sarcocystidae
Product: elongation factor Tu GTP binding domain-containing protein
Exons: 9
Coding region: 1-2613 (870 amino acids)
Biological process (GO): selenocysteine incorporation
Molecular function (GO): GTPase activity; translation elongation factor activity; GTP binding
Source: RefSeq, a predicted model, not a curated record